Messenger RNA from Rhodamnia argentea, 467 nucleotides. Its product is annotated as regulator of nonsense transcripts 1 homolog. The transcript is spliced from 5 exons. Lineage: Eukaryota; Viridiplantae; Streptophyta; Magnoliopsida; Myrtales; Myrtaceae. The record is from RefSeq and is a predicted model, not a curated record. The coding region runs from base 195 to 467 and encodes 90 amino acids. Gene Ontology annotation, molecular function: 5'-3' DNA helicase activity.
AUCCUGAUGAUGAGUUGAGGCUCCGUUAUUCAGGAGAUGCUGCUCAUCCAGCAUGGCAAUCUGUGGGGCAUGUGAUUAAGCUAACCGCACAAGAAGAGGUUGCUUUGGAGCUUCGUGCCAGUCAGGGUGUUCCAGUUGAUGUCAACUACGGUUUCAGUGUUGACUUUGUUUGGAAGAGUACAAGUUUUGACAGAAUGCAGGGAGCAAUGAAGACAUUUGCUGUGGACGAAACAAGUGUCAGUGGAUAUAUCUAUCACCACUUAUUGGGCCAUGAGGUUGAGCUUCAAAUGGUCCGGAAUACAUUGCCUUGUCGGUUUGGUGCACCUGGACUUCCUGAGCUCAAUGCAUCUCAGGUUUUUGCUGUGAAGAGCGUUCUCCAGAAGCCCGUAAGUUUGAUUCAGGGACCUCCUGGCACGGGCAAAACCGUUACUUCAGCGGCAAUAGUUCAUCAGAAAACUCUAUGUUAA